CAAUAAAAACGGCUCCAAUUAAACUCCACUUUAAAACUUAAAAAGGAAACCCGGGUUUUCUCCGAAGUGAAUGAUCUUGAGUUUCUUCCGUUGAACCUCGAAGACUUUGAUGUACUGACCACAAUUUCAAUGGCGGAAAAACAACUCAUACUCGUUGUCGAAGGGACUGCAGCCAUGGGUCCUUACUGGAGUACCAUUGUUUCCGAUUACCUCGAGAAAAUCAUCAGGUCUUUUUGUGCGAACGAUGUGACAGUUCAGAUACAGAAGCCUUCUUCAACUGCUUCUGGUUCAACAUUUGAGCUUGCGCUGGUCGUGUUUAAUACACAUGGACCUUAUUCUGCUUCCUUGGUUCAAAGAAGUGGCUGGACCAGAGACAUUGAAAAUUUCUUUACCUGGCUGUCUUCCCUAACAUUUUCUGGUGGUGGGUGGAAUGAUGUUGCAACUGGUGAAGGCCUUUCCGAGGCUUUGAUGAUGUUUGCCAUCCCUCAAAAUGGAUUUUGCGCUAAACAGAAUUUGGAUGGAAAAAGACAUUGCAUUCUUGUUUCUGCUAGUAAUCCGUAUCCUUUGCCAACACCAGUUUAUCGACCAGCAAUUGAAAAUCUCGAGCAGGGUGAAAAUGGUGAAGCUCAAUCUGAGAAUCUUUUAUAUGAUGCUGAGACUGUGUCCAAGUGGUUUGGUCUGUGUUCGGUUUCUUUGUCUGUCAUUUGUCCCAAACCUCUUCCGAAGCUAAAAGCAAUAUAUAACGCAGGUAAGCGUAACCCGAGAUCAGCUGAUCCAGCUGUUGACGUUAAGCAACCUCACUUCUUUGUUCAGAUAUCAGAUAACUUCACGGAGGCUCUUGCUGCUUUAAGUCGGUCAGGAUUGGUGCAAAGUCAGAAUCCUGUCACAACUUUACCUCCUGGGUCUGGCACUUCGACUUCGAUGUCAACAGUGAAUGGAUCUAUCAUGAAUAGACCGCCUAUAUCUACCGGGAGUGCUCCACAAGCAACUGUCAAAAUCGAACCUAGUACAGUGACUUCUAUGACAUCUGGACCUGCUAUACCUCAUAUGCCCGCCAUUCCUCGUGCUGCUGCACAAAAUGUUCCAAGCUUACAGGCAUCUUCGCCACCUGCUGUAUCACAGGAGCUGACUACAAUUAAUGAGAAUGUUCCAGAGCUGAAACCCAUGGUUAGCAUGUCUCAGUCCUUGCGUCCUGUGGGUGCCAUACUCAACAAUAUCUCUCAAGCACGAGUAGCCCUCACGGGAGGAACUUCCCUAGGGUUGCCUUCAAUGGGUGGGAAUUCGAUUGGUAUGCACAUGACAAACAUGAUAUCUAAUGGAAUGGCAUCGAGUGUGCCACCCUCUCAAACCGUAUUGUCUUCUGGACAGCCUGGCAUUGCUGCUGUAUCUGCAUCUGGCAGCAUUGCAGGAGCUUCUCAGCCUAUACAGAAUUCAACCCUAAACUCUUAUGGUACAGCUACUUCGAAUGUCUCUGGAAAUUCCAACCAUGGCAUUUCACAGCCAUUAACUAAUCUUCAAGGAAAUGUAAGUAAUACGAUGGGCCAAUCAGUAUCUGGGAUCAGUCAGGGAAAUCUUCCGGCUAUGACACAAAAUGGGACCACUAUGAAUCCAAACAUGAUUCCUAACCUUGGUGCAACUGGUGCACAAUCUGGUACUGGCCCUAUGAUGCCAACUCCAGGAAUGUCUCAGCAGGUACAGUCAGGAAUGCAGUCUGUGGGAGUGAGCAAUUCGGCAGCUAAUAUGCCAAUCUCUCAACAAGCUACGACUUCUUUACAAUCUUCACAAUCCAAAUAUGUUAAAGUAUGGGAGGGAAACUUAUCUGGACAGAGACAAGGACAACCUGUAUUUAUCACUAGAUUGGAGGGGUAUAGGAAUGCAUCAGCCUCGGAGACACUCGCAGCAAACUGGCCGCCAACCAUGCAAAUAGUUCGUCUUAUAUCUCAAGAUCACAUGAAUAACAAGCAAUAUGUUGGCAAAGCAGACUUUCUUGUUUUUAGGGCUAUGAAUCAACAUGGGUUUCUUGCUCAGCUACAAGAAAAGAAGCUUUGUGCAGUUAUUCAGCUGCCGUCGCAGACGCUAUUGCUGUCAGUUUCUGAUAAAGCCUGUCGCUUAAUAGGAAUGCUUUUCCCUGGGGAUAUGGUGGUUUUUAAACCCCAGAUACCUAAUCAGCAACAGCAGCAACAAUUGCAACAUCAGCAGCAACAAAAUCAGCAGAUGCAGCAACAGCAGCAGCAAUCUCAACAACAGCAGCAGCCAUCACACCCUCAGCUACAAUCCCAGCAACUUCAGCAUAUGCAACAGCUGCAGCAACAGCAACAGCAACAGCAGCUUCCACAAAUGCAGCAGGCUCAGCUUCAGCAUUUACCUCAACAACAACAAACCAUGCAACAGCUGCAGCAGCAACAACAGCAAAUUCCGCAGCUUCAACAACAGCAAAUUCCACAGCUUCAGCAACAGCAGCAAAUUUCGCAGCUGCAACAACAGCAGCAAAUACCACAGCUACAACAGCAGCAGCAACAAAUGCAGCAACUACAACAACAAUCUCAGCCUCAACAAAUGGUUGGUGCUGGAAUGGGUCAGAGCUACAUGCAAGGUCCUGGUCGACCUCAGAUGGUUCCUCAGGGACAAGUACCAUCACAGGGGACCCAGCCAAAUAUGUCCGGAGGUGGAUUUAUGGGUUAGUUUGUUUAGAUAAAUGUGCAUAAACUGUUGUAAUUGAACUUAGAUCUAUGAAAGUGCCUCCUCUCUGCCAGUUGGAUUGGCGCUGCUAAGCUGAUGCAGGGUGAUUGGUGAGUAUUAUCUAAUUCGAUUCUAUCAUCAUAUGAUCAUAGGUCAAUUGUAUUCAUGUCGAAUAUUAUGAAAUGCAAGUCAAGAUUUUGCUUUAA
Molecule: messenger RNA, 2885 nt
Organism: Beta vulgaris subsp. vulgaris (sugar beet)
Lineage: Eukaryota; Viridiplantae; Streptophyta; Magnoliopsida; Caryophyllales; Amaranthaceae
Product: mediator of RNA polymerase II transcription subunit 25
Exons: 15
Coding region: 130-2682 (850 amino acids)
Biological process (GO): positive regulation of transcription by RNA polymerase II
Cellular component (GO): transcription regulator complex; mediator complex
Source: RefSeq, a predicted model, not a curated record